Molecule: messenger RNA, 1166 nt
Organism: Aspergillus eucalypticola CBS 122712
Lineage: Eukaryota; Fungi; Ascomycota; Eurotiomycetes; Eurotiales; Aspergillaceae
Product: alcohol dehydrogenase
Exons: 6
Coding region: 1-1029 (342 amino acids)
Molecular function (GO): oxidoreductase activity; zinc ion binding
Source: RefSeq, a predicted model, not a curated record
AUGAGCAUUUCCAUUCCCCAAACCUGCAAAGCGGUAGUCCUUGACGCACCAAGGGCUCCAUGGCUGUUAAAGGAGGUUCGGGUGAAGCAACCCAAGGAAGGGGAGAUCUUAAUCAAGUCUUUGGCUUGCGGCGUCUGCCAUAGCGAUCUGGCUACUAGUAAAGGGGACUUUGAUUUUAUCACAAAAUAUCCCAUCAUUCCUGGCCAUGAAGUUAUUGGUGAAGUUGUCGCCAUUGGGGCCAAUGUCAAGGGCUGGAAGCUUGGGGAUCGUGCUGGUGGAGCAUGGCACGGUGGUAACGACGGUAAUUGCAAGGCAUGCUCGCGGGGUUUGCCCCAGGUUUGUAAAAACCUAGAGGUAAACGGCGUCACUCGUGAUGGGGGCUUUUCGGAAUACUGUACCUUACGGGCAGAUGCCGCCGUGCCGGUCCCAAAGGAUGUUGAUCCAGUUUCUUUUGCACCCCUACUCUGCGCAGGCAUCACUGUUUUCAAUGCAAUCCGGAAGAGCAACGUUCCCCAAGGCGACACAAUUGCCAUUUCUGGUGUCGGCGGUCUUGGGCACCUUGCCAUCCAAUACGCCCGACUCAUGGGUUAUCGGACCGUGGCAAUUUCAGAGACGGAAGACAAACGUGAUGCAGCGUUAUCGCUUGGCGCACACCAGUUCAUCAAUUCUCGAAAGGAAGACCCAGUGGAGGAACUUCAGAAAGACGGAGGAGCAUCCUUGAUUAUAAAUUCUGUUGCACGCCCGGAACUGGUCCAGAAACUUGUUCAGGGCGUCAGUCCCGGAGGCUCCAUCCUGCUUAUUGCGCCUGUUGAUGGCGUAUCUCUGGAUUUCAUUAAAUUGAUUGUGUACGGCGUUUCUGUGCGAACCUGGUCGUCUGGCUUUGCACCAGAAACUCAAGAAGCAAUCGAUUUUGCCAUUAACCAGGGAGUGAAAUGCUUGACCAAGGAGUAUUCUCUCGAUGAGAUCACGACUGCUUUUAAUGCGAUGGAAGACAGAACUAUUCGCUUCCGACCUGUGAUCAAAUUCUAAAGCUAUGAGCAACCUACGUCGAAGGUCAUGUUCUUCAACGAGACAUUUAAAUAACAAGCACUUCUUGGUUCCAGUAGUGGCACAUUGCGCUGUGGCAUCAAUUCUGAUAAGAAUGCUAGUUUGCUUGUAUGGAAGCG